AUGGAAAGUAACAUGUUUGAAGCUAGAAGAGCAGUGUUUAUUGCUGAGAGGAAAAUCUCAGAGAAUGAUUACGUAGGAGCAAAGCAAUUCGUUAACAAGGCUCAGAAUUUGUAUCCGAAGCUUGAUGGUUUGAAACAAAUGUCGAUAAUGAUCAACGUAUAUAUCUCUGCAUCAAACAAGAUCAAUGAAGAAGGAGAAGCUGAAUGUGACUGGUAUGGAGUUCUCGGUGUAGAUCAUUUGGCUGAUGAUGAAACUGUGAAGAAACAGUACAAGAAGUUAGCUCUUUUGCUUCAUCCGGACAAGAACAAGUGUAAAGGCGCGGAAGGUGCGUUUAAGCUGGUUUUAGAAGCUUGGUGUCUGUUAUCUGAUAAGGCUAAGAGAAAUGCUUAUGAUCAAAAGUGGAAGUCGAAAGAAGCAAAGACCGAGACGCAGAAACCAACAAACCCGCAGAAGCCGGCUUCUACUAAUAAGACUGCUCCUGUGAAUCCAUCAAAACAGAGGAAAGGCGGUAUGUUUUGGACAAUGUGCAAUAGAUGCAAGACACCUUGUGAAUUUCUGAAGGAUUCUUGUCUUAACAAGGCCAUACUUUGUCCAAACUGUGGUCAGACUUUCAUUGCAACCAAGAAAACUCCAUGGGGAAAUUUUGUUGUGAGGCCAUCUGCUAGUACAUCUCAUCAGAAACAUCCGCAAGCAAGUCCCAAGAGUUAUUCAGAGUCUGUGAAGGCCAGUACUUUCAAUUGCGUAAAAGCCACAAAUCAAGCACAAAAAAGAUCGAAAAGAGGACCUGAGGAGACGUUUGCUGCUGUGGAGAUGAUUCGUAAGAAGCUGAGGAAAGAUGUGAGCAAGUUCUCCUUUCAUCGUCGAUGUGUAAUGCCCUAG
Molecule: messenger RNA, 879 nt
Organism: Eutrema salsugineum
Lineage: Eukaryota; Viridiplantae; Streptophyta; Magnoliopsida; Brassicales; Brassicaceae
Product: J protein JJJ2
Exons: 1
Coding region: 1-879 (292 amino acids)
Source: RefSeq, a predicted model, not a curated record